UCAGUACACUACAUGGCCUCUUCUUCGACUGAAAUGUUGUUGCAGGCUCUCCUAUGGAAGUUCCCCUUUUCCUGUAACACACGCACCCGUAUUAUCCCUCCUACUCUUCUCCUCACAUCACCCUCCAUUGGCUCUAACCAACGCUCUUCCAAACGCACUUUGAAUAACUCAAUUUGCAGUUCAAUUGCCCCAAUCACAUCGUCUUCCACUAUAUCAACGAACGAAGAAGUCGGCGGUUUUGUCGCUGAUCAACAUUUGACGCUUCGAAAUAUCUGCGAAGGCCGCGUGCCUGAUCAUGUCUUACGCAGAAUUGAAGAACUUGGAUUCCUUAUGCCUACAGAGAUACAAAGACAAGCUCUACCAAUUCUAUUCUCUGGCCAAGAUUGCAUUCUCCAUGCCCAGACAGGUUCAGGGAAAACUUUGGCAUACUUAUUACAGAUUUUUUCAGUAAUAAACACACAAAGAUCAUCUGUACAAGCAUUGAUUGUGGUUCCAACUAGGGAGUUGGGCAUGCAAGUUGCAAAGGUUGCUCGGAUACUGGCUGCAAAGCCUGAUCAACCUGUAGCAGAAGAUAAGGCAUGCACUAUUAUGACUCUUCUAGAUGGAGGAACUUUAAGAAGACAAAAAAGUUGGUUGAAGGCUGAGCCCCCUACAAUAAUUGUUGCAACAAUAGGAAGCUUGUGCCAAAUGCUUGAAAAGCAUAUCAUCAAAUUAGAUUCAAUGCGUGUGCUUGUAAUCGAUGAGGUUGAUUUCAUGUUUAAUUCUUCACAACAAGUUAGCUCUCUUCGAAAGCUAUUGAUAUCAUACUCAUCAAUCAACACUCGUCAAACAGUUUUUGCAAGUGCUUCAAUCCCACAACACAGACGAUUUUUAUACGAUUGUAUACAACAAAAAUGGACAAAGGCAAAUGUUGUCCAUAUUCAUGCAAAUCCCAUUCACCCAAUGCCUCCACGUUUACACCAUAGAUUUCUGAUAUGUAAUAGAAAGGAAAGACAUUCAGCAUUGUUGUGGUUGUUGAAAUCUGAUGCACCUCAGUCUGCGAUAAUUUUUGUUAAUGAACAGUCUGAGAAGUCUAAGAAAGCUGGAAAUGAUCCUGCAACAAAUAUUGUAAUGGAUGCUUUGAAGAAUUCACAUAAAGGGGAACAUGAAAUCCUGCUUUUAGAGGAAAAGAUAAAUUUCAACUCUAGGGCAGCUUCUUUCUCUGAACUGAGACAAGGAGGAGCAUACAUUUUGGUGGCAACUGAUAUAGCGGGGAGAGGCGUUGACUUGCCUGAUACAACUCACAUAUACAACUUUGACUUACCAAAAGAUGCAGUCCAUUAUUUACAUAGAGCUGGAAGAACAGGAAGAAAACCAUUUUCAGAAAGUAAAUGUGUUGUUACUUCCAUAUUAACAUCAGAAGAGAGGUUUGUGUUACAAAGAUAUGAAAAUGAAUUGAUGUUUCAUUGUCAUGAGAUGUUUCUGUAAGUGUUAAGUUUUGAGUUGAAAUUACCUAUUUGUCCA
Molecule: messenger RNA, 1503 nt
Organism: Lactuca sativa (garden lettuce)
Lineage: Eukaryota; Viridiplantae; Streptophyta; Magnoliopsida; Asterales; Asteraceae
Product: P-loop containing nucleoside triphosphate hydrolases superfamily protein
Molecular function (GO): RNA helicase activity; ATP binding; RNA binding
Source: RefSeq, a predicted model, not a curated record